Actinia tenebrosa (Australian red waratah sea anemone) is the source of this 2634-nucleotide messenger RNA. Its product is annotated as gamma-aminobutyric acid receptor subunit beta-3. The record is from RefSeq and is a predicted model, not a curated record. Gene Ontology annotation, cellular component: membrane. Lineage: Eukaryota; Metazoa; Cnidaria; Anthozoa; Actiniaria; Actiniidae. Gene Ontology annotation, molecular function: extracellular ligand-gated monoatomic ion channel activity; transmembrane signaling receptor activity. Gene Ontology annotation, biological process: monoatomic ion transmembrane transport.
CAUUAAUACGCGUCUCCUAACAUACUUGAUAACGACUAGCUGAAAAACAUUCUCGAAGAAGCAAAGAAUGAAUAAACUUGUUUCGAGAAGGAUGUCAAGAGGUUUCUCCCAAAAGACUGUGAAAGAUUGAAUGCUAAAGUUCCCUUUUCCGAUGAAGCGAAUCCUUGGUUUGGUAUUGAUAUGGAACAUUUGCUUCGUCGAUUCUAUCUAUAUUCCAAGGAAUCAAACGACCGAACCAAGCACUGAUACGAAUAUCAAAUCAAACCCUACAGUUCCUUCCAAUGGAAGUCAAACUAUUCCCACAGCCAAGACCGAGGAAAACCUAAAAACAAUUUGGCUGUCUCAUCACAUGACGACAGAAACACCAACUACAUUUUCUCCAACAACAAAUAUUGAUGAAGCAGAAAAAAAUACGUCGAACAGAGAGUUUAAAAUGAAGUACGAGCAGUACGUCGAACCCGGAAGAAAUGUGUCAAAGUUACUGGAUGCAGUGUUCGCACAGUACGACAAGAGAAUAAGACCAUUUUAUGAAGUUAAACCUCUAUCAGUUGGGCUCGAUAUUCUUAUUUUAUCAUUUGGAGAGCUCCGAGAGGCGAGUAUGGAGUACAGCGUAGACAUGUACCUGGGUCAGUUCUGGCAGGACCCUCGGCUCGCAUUUGGUCUGGACAGGAUCAUCAUUCUCGGAGGAGAAGCAUUUGAAAAGCUUUGGGUUCCUGACACUUUCUUUGUGAAUUCCAUUGAAAGCAAGAUACAGACUAUGAUGUUUACUAAUAAGAAGGUCUGGAUAAACUUGAAGAACGGCACCAUGAUGCUGAGUGCAAGGUUGGUCAGCAGAAAUUCUUGUAAGUUCGACUUGAGGAAUUAUCCAUUGGACGAGCAGACAUGCCAUCUUGCUUUCGAAAGUUUUUCUUAUUCAGAAAAGGAUCUCAAAUAUAGCUGGAGAAAUCAGUCUGUUGGCAGUGAUAUUGGGGUGUACGACAGAGAAAUGGCCCAGUUUGAUAUCAUCAGCGCAAAGCGAUACCUCAAACACGAAGUGUAUCACUCAGAUAUGUUUUCUGGUUUGACGGCAACCAUCGUCUUCAAGCGUCGUGCGUCUUACUACAUAUUCCAAAUGUAUAUCCCCUGUGUUUGUAUAACUGCCUUGUCAUGGGUUAGUUUUUGGAUUAACCAUGAAGCAAUCCCAGCACGAGUGGGCCUCAGCAUCACAACUGUUUUGACUAUUAGCUACAUGCGGGGAUCUGUGAAUGCGAACAUGCCUCGAGUGUCGUACCUCAAGAGCAUCGACUAUUUUCUGUUGGUUUCAUUUGUAUUUAUAUUUUUCACUCUUAUUGAAUAUGUACUGGUUUUGAAGUAUUCUCAAAAGGCAAAGGAUCUCGUCAAGAAAAACUCAUUGUUAUCAUCAGACGACGAAAUGGAAAAACAACCAAUGCUAGUAACUGUUUCGAUGGGAAAUAAGAGCUAUAACUUCAAGAGCUCCAUUCAAGACUUGGAGAACGGCAAUGGAAUCCCUCUCAAAGAAAGAUCCAGUAAGCUUCAAGUUUUUAAUCGCACCAAUCCUCUCUCAUUCAGGGGGAAAAUUGACAGUUGCCAACCACGGAAAGAAAAUGACAGCGAUGUUACAUCCUUGAUCCCAAAACCUCCUAAUGGCCCUCACCGUCUCGACCAGUAUUCCCGUUUUCUUUUUCCUCUGACGUACACCUUGUUCUUGACAGUUUAUUUUGUUUAUUAUACUAAAGCUUACGAUGAUAGGAAAUAAAAUAUGCUUUCGUUGGGUUCCAUAGAUUUAAUCAACGUUUCUCUGGAUUGCAAGAAACAUUAUUUAUGUUAUUUUUAGUACUUUAUUUAUCCUGAUCAUUGAAUAUGAUUUGUCCAACGCUUUACUGCGAUUUUCGAUAUUCUGCCAAACUUACUCAGUCGGUACCAUUUAUGUUCUCGACUGGCGGUAGUAAAAACCAAUUUCACAACAAGGUGCGGUUGAAGUCUUUGUGUUCACAGAAUAUCGAAAACCGCAGUAAUAACCUAAGAUAUGCGAACACAAUCAAAAACGUCGAUAACUGGCAGCCAUGAUUAAUGAAAAAACCAUCAAAUUUUAAUCCCAGGCUAGUGAUUCUAAUAUUCCUGUCAUCCAGCAUGGCCGCCGUCAUGUGAUGGAUCAGUCUUAAAAUCAUCGCCUUUGGUGAGCUAAACGAGUAAAUAACAUAAAAUAUCAAUUAAGGAUUAUUCACUGAAAGUAAAAUGAAUAUCGUCUAAUAAUCACUGGUCGCUCGACUAAUCACCUGCGCGAAACUCUAUAUUCAGGUCUAAAAUUAUACUAACUAAUAAGUAUUUAAUAACUGAAUAUUGGGAUUAUUUUUUGAAUUAAUCUAAAAGAUUACAUUAGUCAUUAAUGAGAGGUUUCGUAGGCCAAAUACUAUGAAAACUGCUACUUACAAUAAUGGUAUUAAUUAUAUCCUGAUAAUCAAAUACAUCUAAGGAAAUACAUGGAGAUAGCUGAAAGUCACAUCACUCAAUAUAGGUUCUCUGGGAAAUAGUACUCAUACUGAUUUGUCAUAUACAUAUAUCAUCACUUUAUCUAAUAAAGGAAGGAUUAGACUCUCUUUUAAAACUAUGUAAUAAAAAUAAUUUUAUAUAUUU